Molecule: messenger RNA, 630 nt
Organism: Alternaria arborescens
Lineage: Eukaryota; Fungi; Ascomycota; Dothideomycetes; Pleosporales; Pleosporaceae
Exons: 1
Coding region: 1-630 (209 amino acids)
Source: RefSeq, a predicted model, not a curated record
AUGAUCUCCAAAGCCGAUAAUGCCGACACGCAGCGCGCCGUGGCCAACAUCUACAACUCAUACAUCGCGGCCGCUGCAAUUGGUGCUGCGUGGGAAGUUGAUCUGUUCGAAGAGCUGCGCCAGCACGAAUACGUCCACAUAUGCGAGUUCGCAACUAAGCAGAGCCUGGACCUGAAAUCCACUCAGGGGUUGGCGGUUUCGUUGGCUGUUUUCGGCAUACUCCAGCAUGAAGGAGACAUUUUCCAGACGGGCAGAUUGUUCGACGAGGCCUAUACGCAGAAGUCCGUCUUCCACUGGCUUGCUCUCAGCUCAGGUACACUGUUUGCACGUAUGCAGUACGUCCUUCGCAAGGAGAAUCGGACUGGAGGUUACUACACACGGGAUAGUGUUGCUAUCGGAUACGCCUGCAAGGACAUCAACACGGUGCAUUUCGAUCCCAUAUUCUGGACAGCGAUGAAGCAGCUUGAUUUCAGUUUUCACAAGGUCGUUGAUCUGGGCAGCGGCAGCGGUGAACGCUUGAUGGAAAUCCUGAACCGUUACCCUAACACCAAAGGUCUCGGUAUUGAUGUCGCUGCUCCUGCGCUGCAGAAGUCUGCAAACGAUGCGGUGACACGCGGCUUCGGGGAUUGA